Triticum turgidum subsp. durum (durum wheat) is the source of this 828-nucleotide messenger RNA. Lineage: Eukaryota; Viridiplantae; Streptophyta; Magnoliopsida; Poales; Poaceae. The record is from the annotation of a GenBank genome assembly.
AUGGACGAGCUUCUAUCCCCGUACUCCCCUUUCUUCCCGUCAUCGCCGCCUUCUCUGUUCUCCACCGCCGAGGGGCACCACCACCAGGCCUUCGAGCUCGCCUCCUGCGAGGUCCCCGAGCAAUGGCUGGUCCGCGACACCGUCGUGCCGGCCAAGAGCGAGGACGGAGAUUACGUGUGGCCUGCUGGGAGCUCCUCGGUGUCCCCCGACUCCGAGUUGCCGGGGGAGAGCCUGCAGGCAUCGACGACGAAGCGGCGUGGGCGGAAGCCCGGGCCGCGGCCUGAGGGGCCCACCCUCAGCCACGUGGAGGCCGAGAGGCAGCGCCGCGACAAGCUGAAUCGCCUGUUCUGCGACCUCCGCGCCGCCGUGCCCAGGGUGUCCCGCAUGGACAAGGCUUCCCUCCUCGCCGACGCCGUAGCUUACAUCACCGACCUGCGGUCCUGCGUCGCGCGGCUCGAGGAAGAGGGCCGGCAGGCGGCCGCCGGGAGGUGGGAGGCGUCGAACGCGUCCGCUUCUUCGUCCUGGGGCGGCCACGCCGGGGCCUCCCUGCACCACUUGACCGGCGAGGAUGUGGUCGAGGUGCGGAUGGUGGGGAAGGACGCGGCGGCAGUGCGCGUGAUGAGCUCGGGACAAGGCCCACACGCGCCGGCGCGGCUGAUGAGUGCGCUCAGGUCGCUAGAGCUGCAGGUGCAGCACGCGUGCGUCAACCGCGUGGAGGGCGUGACCGUGCAGGACGUCGUCGUCGACGUGCCCGCUGCCCUACAGGACAACGACGGCGACGGCGUCCUCCGGUCCGCGCUGCUCCAGAGGCUACGUUACAACGCGUAG